Molecule: messenger RNA, 2106 nt
Organism: Spinacia oleracea (spinach)
Lineage: Eukaryota; Viridiplantae; Streptophyta; Magnoliopsida; Caryophyllales; Amaranthaceae
Exons: 3
Coding region: 1-2106 (701 amino acids)
Source: RefSeq, a predicted model, not a curated record
AUGUCUAAAUCCCUUAAAUCAUAUGGGGUGCCUUCCUCGAGCAGUGUUCCGACUGGGCUCACAAUGCCAACUAUUGAGGCGAUUAACUUUGAGAUCAAGCCCGCUCUAAUCUACAUGGCCUUUCUAGAAGAAUUAUUUCCACCCACCAAGACUGCUGAAAUAAGGCACAAGCUGACUACAUUUACUCAAGAACCUGGUGAAUCACUUAGGAAAGCCUGGGAUAGAUUCAAGGCAUCGCAGCGGUCUUGCCCGCAUCACAACAUUAGAAAAUGGUUCUUGGUUCAGAUUUUCUACCAUGUCUUGCAAGAUGAUACAAAGAACACCGUUGAUUCUGCUGAUGGGGGUGUUUUUCUUGACAAAGAAGUGGAUGCAGGUUGUGAUUCUCUUGCCAAUCUAGCUGCCAAUCAUUAUAGCACUACCAUAACCACUUCAAAGAGGGGCAAGAUGGAUGUUGAUGCCUACACUCUAUUGUCCUCACAAGUGGAUGCCUUGAACUUAAAGAUUGAUUCUUUGAAGGAUGCUCAGUCUGGUACUCCCCCAAUGAGUAUCAAUGCUAUGUCUAGUUUAGCUCCAGCAACAACUUCUUACUGCGAACCACAUGUUUUCAGGCCUCCAUUUCCACAAGGAGCCUCACAUAAUGCUCCCCCGGGGUUUAAUAGACCCCCGCACCAAGGCUAUCAACAACAGCCUCCUCAGAUCAAUGCUAAUCUAGAGCCUAACAUUGGUGAUCUGUAUAAGCUCGUAGAGAAUAUGCAGAAGACCUCGGAGAUUGCUCAAAAGAAUCAUGAUGAGAGCAUAAAGGAGUUGAAGAAUCAAAAUAGAAUGUUGGAGAACCAAGUUGCUCAACUCGCUGAUACUUUGUCAAAAAGGCAACCGGGCAAACUUCUAGGGCAAUCUACUUCAUCUCAAGAUCACACUACAGAGAGUGCAUGUGCCAUUGUUCUUCGGAGUGGUACUACAUAUGAUGCCCCCUCGGUACCUAUUGAUUUUGCGGAUCUCGGAAAGGGGAGAGAGGAGGCUAGAAGAAAGAAGGAUAGAUUCAAUGAAAAGGUUAUUGAUGAUUCUUGCCCUUUUGUUCCUCGAUUGCCAUUUCCACAUCGACAACAUAAGUCAAUGGGUGAUUAUACGUCUGGUGAAGAGGCAUAUGUUGAAAGUAAGACUGUGGAUGUAGGGGUUGAAACCCCUAGUGUUGAGAAUGAAAUGGAGACGAAGGAAAGCAGCAAGGAGAAGGUUACUGAUUUUCCCCCUUUUGCACCUACACUACCAUUUCCUCACCGCAUGCAGAAAACAAAGGUUGAUCAACAGUUCGGUAAAUUCUUGGCUAUGUUCAAGAAUUUCGAGGUAAAGAUUCCUUUCACUGAUUUAAUAUCUCAGAUUCCUAUGUAUGCAAAAUAUUUAAAGGAAUUAAUCACUAAGAAAAGAAAUCUUGGUGGUGUAGAGAGAGUGGCUCUAACUGAGGAGUGUAGUGCUAUGUUACAAAACAAGUCUUCUCCUAAACUAAAGGACCCCGGUAGUUUCUCCAUCCCUUGUCAUGUAGGUGCUUUAUUCAUUGAUAAGGCUCUAUGUGAUUUAGGUGCUAGUGUGUCUGUCAUUCCCCUCUCUAUUUAUAAAAAAUUGAACAUGGGAGAAAUGAAAUGUACCACCAUUACUCUUCAAAUGGCCGACCAUUCUAUUAAAUACCCCUUAGGUGUUUUAGAAGACGUCCCCGUGAGAGUAGGAAAAUUCUAUAUUCCCGUAGACUUUGUUGUGCUUGACAUAGCAGAGGACAACCAGAUUCCAAUAAUCUUAGGAAGGCCAUUCCUUCAUACCGCAGGGGCAUUUAUUGAUGUUAAUAAAGGGAAGCUAACCUUGACUGUAGGGGAUGACAAGGUGACCUUUAGCUUGUAUCAUGUGAUGGAAAGUUCAAUGCAAGAAGUGUCGUGUUCUUUGAUUGCUUCUAAUGCUAAGUUGCCUCAUUCUUAUUCUAGAAAUUCUUCAAAUAAUGCACUUGGUUUGAAAGGGCUCGCAAGUGAUGAUGAUCCUGGAGAUGCAGUUGAUGCUAGUUCAAAAGUUGGAAUAAGAGGUUCGGUACUCGAUGGCACCGGGUUUGGUGCCCCUGAUUGGUGA